Molecule: messenger RNA, 915 nt
Organism: Symbiodinium necroappetens
Lineage: Eukaryota; Dinophyceae; Suessiales; Symbiodiniaceae
Source: the annotation of a GenBank genome assembly
GUGAGGCUGGAUGCGAGCCAGCUCCUGCGGACGGUGGGCUCCCUGGUGUCGCUGCUCUUCAUCGGAAUCUUCACGGCCUUGGUCACGCCCUUUCAGUGCAACUCCCACCCAAACGGCCGAAUGACCAUCCAGCAGUAUGCCUCAGUCUUCUGCAAUCUGCGUGAUGCACACCUGCAGAUGUUCGUGAUCGGCGCAGUGGCAUGCUUGAUGCCACUAUCCUUUCUGGCUGUGUGCAUUUGGAUCAUCCACCUGGAGCUUCCCAAAAGGCUGCUUCGGGCCGAUGCCACCUACUGCCGGGCAUGCUCAUUCCUUUGGCUGCGCUUUCGUCCCGGAGGGGAGCGUUUCGUCAUCUUCAUGCAAGUGAGAAACGCGCUGAUGGUGCUGUGCCCGUUGCUUCCCUCGGUUUCAGUGAAGCUGGUAGUGCUCAACAUGCUCCUCUACGUGAGCUUAAUCGCGAUGACCGUGAGCCAACCCUGGCGAGUUCCCGCAAGCAACGUGUUGGACACACUGCUUCACGUGGGUUUGCUUGUGGUGCUCUACAUGGCAUCCCUCUUUGCCGGCCACGACGUUGACGGCGCCAGCCUGGUUCAGGCAACUGCCAUCUCCUUGUUCUUCCUCGUGAUGAUGGUAGUGGCAGUUGCCGUCGCUAUCCUCUACGGAUUCGGCCUGUACCUCGUCCGCCAGAAUCGGAAGCCCUGGCGCUUCUUCAUCUCCCAUCACAAGCGUGCAGUCGGCAGCUUUGCGCGACUUCUGAAGAUCCAGCUGCAACAGCGGGGCUCUGCCUUCAAUGUUUUCUUGGACACCGACAACUUACGGGAUCUGACGGAACUCUUCAACUUCGUCAGGGACACCGAGACUCUUAUUAUCUUGGCCAGCCCAGGCAUUAUGGGGCGCAAAUGGUGUGUGGGCGAGGUC